Molecule: messenger RNA, 2419 nt
Organism: Corticium candelabrum
Lineage: Eukaryota; Metazoa; Porifera; Homoscleromorpha; Homosclerophorida; Plakinidae
Exons: 2
Coding region: 434-2047 (537 amino acids)
Source: RefSeq, a predicted model, not a curated record
AUCGAUGCCGGCCGGAUAUCAUCAAUUCUACGUACAGUGUGCGGACAUACGGCUUGCAGCAUACCCGGAACUACACGAAUUCGAAGAAAAGGUCUAAUAAUUAUCUAAGUCGGAAAGUACCUAUGGUGUUAGCUACGGUGUCUGUAACACUCAAUACACAGAUGGAGAGUCGUGUAGAUACACGAACACACCCCGCGGUUUAUUUGGCUGCGUGUCGAGUGAUCGUACUAGGUAAAGCUAGAAACACCAUGGUGCUCGAUAACUUUACGCUGUCGCUAUAUUUAUGUUUCACAGUUGCGUCGAAUUACGGUGUAUUUCUAUAGAUAGUGCGUUACGAGUCUUUCAAUGAGGUAUGCGCCAACUCCACCUCGGAACACCAUCGCAUAAGCGCCGAUGAGGCGAGAUAUCCGUUCACGGCCUUUGUUUCAAGACGAUGGAAGCACAUAGUCGUGUUCUUUCUGCGCUCUCUCUUCUAUUGCUUUAUUCGGCUCAAAUUCUAGCCAAGAAAUGUAUCGCAAAUCCGUUGAGUAGCUAUGUGGCACAUGUUGACUGCAACUAUCGGAGUCCUUUUGUACGAGAAGAAUACCAUACAAAAGUGAAGUUGACUAUCAGGGUAUCAAAGCCUACGCAAGGAUGGCAACUUGAUCUGCACUUGUCUUUCCGAGGUUCAUUUAGAGUAAAAUCGAUAUCAGGAGGCGAACUUAAUGGCAGCGAGACACGCCAAAACGGUAUUAUAACACUGCGCAACACGGUCCCACGUCUUGCUGCAGGCGAUCGUUUUCGUGUCGGCUUCAUCGUCCAACACGGUCAGUCUAACACGAAACUGUUUCCAGCAAAGCUCCAUCUAAACCUUCCAACUAGACAUAUCACUGGCGUGUGUGACGGACCUAGACAAUCAUCACAACAGAGCUCUCACACAAAGUUACUAUUGCGCAGAGGGAAGGAAUGGGUCAGGCUAACCCUUGACUUCAACAAGGGACCGUGGAUGUCUUGCAACUUGACGUUUGAUGUUCCUGUCCACGUUACUGAGCUACACAACGCUGAGUAUGUUGGUCAAGUAGAUGAUAGAAACCAUGUAAUUGGAGUUAAGCGCGAGCACGUUGUUAUUAUAUAUCAGAAACUCAGCUCUAAAGGCAGUAAAUCAGGACACAUCGGAUCAGAGUGUUACCAUUGUGAUCACACUCAUGGUCAUUAUCAUGUUGUUCCUCUGCCACCCUUCAUUGAGCCUUCCAUCGAACCAGUUGAAUAUUCAGGUAUUAGUCCAAUCACUGAUUUGAGUCCAACGUCAAAUCAAGCAACAUCAAAUCUGGUUGACAAUCAAAGUAUCCCUUUCUUACCCGAUUACCUCAAUGAACAUCCAGCAAUGGUAUCUACUGUUGUCACUGACCACACAAUGAAACCACAGGUUACUAAAUCAACUAAAAUGCUACCUACUGCAGAAACUUCCAAAGAUUCAUCUUCAUCUUCUCAUGGUGUAUGGAUUGGAGUAGCUGCAGGUUGUGCAAUUGGAGUCAUAGUCUUACUCAUUGUUGUUGCUGCUCUUCUGAUGUUUCGCAGACGUUCUAGUUCACCUGAAGGCAAUACUUUCUCAUUGGCGUGGCACAGAACGAGAACAAACGAGAGUUCAAAUAAUAUUUACCAUCGAGAAGACGGACAAGUAGACUCUUCAUCAAACGGUCCGACUAUGGCUAACUGCAGAACUCUUCCUUGCACACCACCAGAACUAAUGAAAGGCAAAGGUUUGCCACAAGAGACACAAUAUGAGGAGCUUGAAGUUUGCUUGCCUGACUACAACAAUUCAAAACUGAAAAACGGUGGAGGCAUGAUUUCUCCUCCAUCAAACUAUGAUCAGCUUCUUCCAGGACAAAGAUUGAAUCUUCCGAGUCAAAGCGGUUAUGAUAACUUGAGUCCAGUUCAAAGUCCUCAUUCCAUGCCAUUAGGACUUUAUGAGGUGCCCGAUGAUAUAGUCGAGUCAGGAGAUGAAGAUGAAACCAAGGAGGAGGACUACAUGAGCAUGAAUAAUCUUCAAAGAAAGCAGGAUCAAUGACAGACUUAAAUUUGGUGUUACGUGGGGGCACACAAUAUCACUGGAAAUAGAUGAACGGUGGAACAUACACUUGACAAGUGCAGGAAUACAUUCUAGCAAUAAUUAUUAAUUAACUAAAAGACAAAGAUCUGUGUGCUGCAUGCAGUCUUCAAAGUUGUUCUAGUUUGCUAGACAAGAUUGUGUAGACUAGAUUAUCUAUACAAUGGCUAAAAGUGUUCGAAUAUGUACUCUAGUAAAAUAUUGCUGGUAUAGACUGAACAACCGGUACCCACUAAGACGCCGGCCGGCUUACCAGUAUUGUACUUGUACUAAGCGUCUAAGCGUAAAUUAUCAAACGCAUUUUACGGAGUGACAGAAGUCACUCUAGAAACA